Schistosoma spindalis is the source of this 1317-nucleotide messenger RNA. NCBI's taxonomy places the organism in Eukaryota, Metazoa, Platyhelminthes, Trematoda, Strigeidida, Schistosomatidae. The record is from the annotation of a GenBank genome assembly.
AUGACUAGUGGUACAUCAGAAAAGUCAUUAAAACAAGAGAGUAUAAAUGUUGAAAAUUAUGAAACUAAAACUGACAUUGAUAUUAAUUAUGAAAUUAAAUAUUGGACAAAAAUACAGAAUCACAAUGUAAACAAAAUGAAAAGAAGUGAGAAUAGUACACAUGUAACUGGAAAAAAUUCUUGUAUUGAAACUGAUUUUAAACGAGAAAUGAAACGUUAUUAUAUCGGUUUGAAACAAAAUCUUGAUAAAAUUGAUAGAAUACAAGAAGAGACUGCAAUUAAAAUGAAUCGUUUAUACAAAGAAUCAAGAAAAUUAGCCAGACGAAGUCGAAAUGAAAAGAAGCAAAGUUUGAAGUUUUAUCGAAAACAUUCUAGUAAAUUUAAAAAUAAACUUAACUCAAUAAGAGGAACAGAAGAGGAAGAAAAUGAAGAACCACCACCACCACCACCUCAACAACAACAACAGGACCUAGAACAAACACUGAGGGAUGAAGUAUUACAUAAUCUAAAUAAUGAAACGAUUACAUUAGAAACAAAACUAACAAACCAGUCAUCAGUAUUAUCCCCUUUUCUGCCAGUUAUUUAUCCAAACGAAGUUGUAUCAUUAACAUCUAAACGGAAUACUUCAGAAAGUAUUUUAAAUGAGUCGGAAUUUAAUCAAGGCCAUAUCAAUACUGAAUUGAUUAAACCAAAUAUUUCAUCAUGGCUUGAAACAAUAAAUGAAGGGAAAGACAAUCCUAAUGAUCAAGAAUCACUGAAACCUUCAAAGCUCGACACUGCACGCUCUAUACAACAUCCUUUACAAAAGAAAUAUUCAGUUUGUGAAAAUAAUCAGACUCGUCAAAGUCUCGCUUAUUCAAUUAUCAGACAUAGAGAAAACCAGAUGCGUAAUCUAAAAGCAGCAUUAAGUGAAGCACCAAUAGCGUACAUUUGGAAAGAUAAUUUAAAUAAGAGCACAACAAGAUUGAAAACAAAAUUCAUUUGUUCAAAAUAUAAAGAUAUCAAUUUACAAGCAAAACGUUGUAUUCCUGGUUCUAUUGGCGGUUUGUCAAAUUAUUUCCUAGAAAUUAUCGCUUUACCUAAACCUGCAUUGAUUCGUUUCCCUCCGCCGAGUAGUAUGCAUCAAUAUAUGCAUAAAAAAAUAUUAGCUAAAGAGAAACAGCAAAUGCAACAAAAUUUGGAUAGAUUAAGUCAUUUAACUGAAGAAAUGAAAAGAGUUUCAGAAGGUCAAAAAUUGAUGGCUGCAUUGAAAUUCUUACUGGCUUCUACAAGCAAUGAGAAAAAUGAAAAUAUUAAAUCUGAAGGAAUAAGAAAUUAA